Leishmania mexicana MHOM/GT/2001/U1103 is the source of this 1557-nucleotide messenger RNA. RefSeq lists its product as hypothetical. The record is from RefSeq and is a predicted model, not a curated record. The transcript has a single exon. The coding region runs from base 1 to 1557 and encodes 518 amino acids. Lineage: Eukaryota; Euglenozoa; Kinetoplastea; Trypanosomatida; Trypanosomatidae. Gene Ontology annotation, molecular function: protein binding.
AUGGAGGCCUUUCGCUCCGUGCGGCUGACGUGCCACACCACGUUGGCACCCUCCAUCGCGAGGGAGGAGAAUGAUCACGUGCUGCGCAUCUUCAAUGCCCCCACGCGGUGCGCAGAGCGUGAAGCGGAGAGUCGCCUGCACAGGCUCCAUGGGCGCGCCGGCUUCCUGAAGCGACAGCAGCAGUCCGUCAUCGGCUUUCAUCCGCUCCGCUUCUUAGAGAGGAUGUCCACGGAAGCAAUGACGGAUCCUGACGCGGAGAAAAUGGCCUACUCGAUGCGCACCCACGCCACGUCGUUUGAGCAGCUGCUGCGGUUUCUCAUCGCGAAACUCCGGGAGACCGUACAGGGCGUUUCUUGGAACUGCCCGCAUGCGCACCAGGAGUGGGAUUCCGAUUUGCGCUUCUACGGGCCGUGGUGGCUCGUCGUGCGCUCGGGGUGCCACCUUAGGCAGCCCCACGCUUCGACGCGCUCCAUCUUGAUGAACUAUACAAGUGCCUCUUCCACUGCAAAGGCAAAAUACACUCCCCGUGCCGUCUGCCAAAGCGACGCGCUCUUCAAUGUACACGAGGGCAGGCCAGAGAAUCAAUACACGCCACUGCUGGUAGAGCAGAGCGUUGCGGCAGAAAGUCAGCUGCUUGCCGACAUUGCACUUCGAUUAGGCGGAAACACUUUUCAGCUCAACCUAUUUCAUCUUAGCGGUAUCUUUCUGAGCCCUGAUCGAGUGCACGUGCUCGUUUUCGACGGCUUCCGACGUUUGUGUGCGGGAACGGCCACGGCGACCGGGACGGCUUCACCGAUGCAGGCAGGCUCCAUGAGUGGCGAGGACAGUCUUCUCUCCAUCGUGUCCUUGUCUUCCUGCCACAUCGGUUCCGCGGGACUCCUCAUCCUCCUUGCCGGCAUUGUCUACCUCUCCAAGCGUCACAACUGCCACGUGCACUCGCUUGACCUCUCGUACAACGACCUGACUAGUAGCUCGCUGUGGUGCUUUACACAGACGCUGCCCUUCACGAAAAUCAGGCGGUUGAGUCUCCGCGGAAACGUCCUCACCAGCAGGGACCCAUCUACACUGUACGAACUGCUCUCAGAUGGCUGCAACCGAGAGAUAGAGGAACUCGAUCUCAGCUACACAGCCCUCUCUGCUGCGCAGACAAGCGCCCUGAUCGACUACCUUCCGCGCCUAUUGAAGCUGCGCGUGCUGCUUCUGGAGGAGGUGAUCAUUCCCUCAGCGAAGUGGCCCGCCUUUGCAGUAGCGGUAGCAAGGACGCAUCUGCUGCGCGUGCAACUCUUCGCCGGUGCCCCAUCGUCUGCGAUGGUCGGGUACGCCAAGACCAUCGAGGAGAUGUGCCUGCGCAACCGCCAGCGGGCGAUGGAAUGCUGCGACGACGAAGUCUUGCAGAAGGACAUGACAACGUACUUUGGCUUGAAGAACGCAAGCUUUUUCCAGGCGUUUUUCCAAGUUUCGCCGCUCCGAGGCGGUCUCGCGUUUGGAGAGACGACCGCAGCGCUGCCAGACGGGUAUGGUGUCUUUACCGACAACGACCCAAGUAUGCAUGUCUAA